CGGGGCGACUCAUUCACUUUCAACAACAACUGGAAGAGCUUUCUUCUGAAUCAGAAAGCUCCCAAAUCGCUUAAAGAUGAAGAUCAACAUGAAACUUAGUUUGAUUCUACUAAUUGCGGCUGUAAUGUACGUUGCCGCUGAACCAGAGCCAGAACCUGAACCUGGACAUCAUGGAGAUGAGAAGGUUAUAGUCAUCAGAGAGAAAGGCGAGCAAAAACAUCACCAUCAUCAUAAGCAUCAUCACGAGCAUAGUCAUGAACAUGGCCAUAAACAUGGACAUGAGCAUAAACACGGACACGAGCACAAACAUGAACAUGGUCACAAACACGGACAUUUGCACAAGCAUGGACAUGAGCAUAAACACGGUCAUGCUCACAAGCACGAACAUGGUCAUAAGCAUGAGCAUGGACAUAAGCACGAACAUGGCCACAAACAUGAGCACGGACAUAAGCACGAGCACGGUCACAAGCAUGAACAUGGUCACGAACACGCACAUGCACAUAAGCAUGGUCACGAACACAAACAUGGACAUGAACACAAACAUGAACACGGACAUCAACACGGUCAUUUACAUAAGCAUGAACAUGGGCAUAAACACGGACAUCACCACAGCCAUGGACACAAGCACGAACAUGGUCACAAACACGAACAUGGACACAAGCAUGGACAUGAACACAAACACGAGCAUGGGCAUAAACACGAACACGGGCACAAACAUGAACAUGGACAUAAACACGGUCACGCCCAUAAGCAUGAACACGGUCAUAAGCAUGGUCAUGAACAUGAGCAUGGUCAUAAACAUGGACACGCUCACAAACACGGCCACGAGCAUGGUCAUAAGCAUAUUCACGGUCAUAAGCACGGACAUGAACAUAAACAUGGUCAUGAACACAAACAUGUACAUGGUCACAAGCAUGAGCACGGACAUAGUCAUGGGCAUGGACACAAACAUGGACAUGCUCACCAACAUGAACAUGGACACAAACACGGGCAUGCUCACAAACAUGGACAUGGACAUAAACACGGACAUGGCCAUGGUCAUGAACACAAAUGGCACGGAAUCAUCUCUGGUCAUGCUCAUUCCCUUCCUGCUGAAGCUCACGGAUUCGAUAUUCCUGCAGUUGAAGACCAUGAAUUCAAAAAUCUUCCGGAAAUCAGCCAUGGGCAUGGACUUGAUGUGGGUGGCAAUUCAGACAUUGAAAUCACACCUCACCACGGAGAUGUAUUCCAACAUGACCUUUUUGAAGGCAAGACUAGCGAAGCCGAUGCAUCUUUUCCAGAAUUCAAUUCUGGAAUCAACCAUGAUUCAUUCUUCUCUGCUGGACAUGGAGCACAAGAGUACCCUACAUUCAGAAGCCAAGGCCUUCGUGGUGAUCCUAUUUUUGCUAAACUUGGACUGUCUUCUGUUGACAGGAGUGGUGCUUUCGUCAAAGUUUAAAAAAUUUCCCAGAAGCUUCAAAUGUAAAAGGCAGCUAUCAGUUCCCCCUUUUACGAUCGGACUGUUUCCUUCAUGAUAAUUUAUUUAUUCAUCUGCUGGCAAAUCAUCCUGCGCAAGUGGGAAUGUAUAAAAUAUAGGAUUUUUUUCCCAUGCCAUAGUAUUUGCUAUUUGCCUUCCAUGUAAGAAAUGCAUUUAAAAAUAAUACGUUUAGUAAUUUAGAAUUUUAUAAAUGGAAUAUUCUGAGUAACCCUUGCAAAGUGUAUAGUAAGUAUGCCACAUUCAUGCUUAUAUUAUGCAUAUUAAAAACCUGUACAAAAUAAAACGUUAAAAGUUGCUUGUGCAUAAUAAAAAUAAUU
Messenger RNA from Argiope bruennichi, 1794 nucleotides. RefSeq names its product histidine-rich glycoprotein-like. NCBI's taxonomy places the organism in Eukaryota, Metazoa, Arthropoda, Arachnida, Araneae, Araneidae. The record is from RefSeq and is a predicted model, not a curated record. The transcript is spliced from 3 exons. The coding region runs from base 77 to 1438 and encodes 453 amino acids.